GAGCCAGGCCAGCUAAGCCUGCAUCUUCAAUACCCAUUAUGGAAGCAAAUAACUUAUUUGUACAACCUAAACGCUUGCUUAAUUAAAUGGAAAGCAAGGCAGUGAUUUCUGACAGGGCUGAACUUAAGUCAAGUUGUAAAACUCCACAGUGCAGCCAGAAGCAGCGACGGACAGUUGAACUGAAACCUGGGAACACGUCAGGGGCCCUGGACCACUGCUUCUCAGCCAUUUUAUUGUGAGGAGAUGGAACUCAUUAAGGUUAAGUAACAUUUUGCGCAGCUAGUUGUUAAUAGACCCAGGAUCCCAGAGGCGCUUGGAUUCACUGGUUUCUUGCUUCAGAAAUUAGCAAGAAGACCUCGGUCCCUGGGUGAGACAGGAGAAAUGGAAAAUUCCCUGUGUGUCUCUAUUUUCUUGGUUUUCUGCAUCUUUAUCCAAUCAAGUACCCAUGGACAAAGCCUGGGACUAGAGUCAUUUGGAAGGAGAUCUCGAGCCAUUGAAACAAAGGAAACAUCACAGGAGACAAGAACCAGAUUUCUGCUCUUUAAAGAAGAAACCGAUAAGGGCUGUCAGAUUCGGCUCAAUCACUCAGACACGUUACAGCAGUGCGGCUUCAACUCCUCUCUGCCUCUGGUGAUGAUAGUCCACGGGUGGUUGAUGGAAGCCUCGCUGGAAAACUGGAUCUGGCAGAUGGUGGCAGCGCUGAAGUCUCAGCUGGCCCAACCAGUCAACGUGGGGCUGGCAGAAUGGGUCACCCUGGCCCACACCCACUAUUCCAUUGCUGUCCGGAACACCCGCCUCGUCGGCCAGGAGAUCGCGGCCCUUCUCCAGUGGCUGGAGGAAUCUGUUCACUUUUCUCCAAGCAAUGUUCAUCUAAUUGGGUACAGCCUGGGUGCACACGUCUCAGGAUUCGCUGGCAGUUACAUGAGCGGAAAGCACAAGAUUGGGAGAAUUACAGGGCUGGAUGCUGCGGGACUUUUGUUUAAAAGAGCUUCCCCCAAUGACCGGCUUUCACCAGAUGACGCCAAUUUCGUGGAUGCCAUUCACACCUUUACCCAGGAGCACAUGGGCCUGAGUGUGGGCAUCAAACAGCCCAUAGCACACUAUGACUUCUACCCCAACGGGGGCUCCUACCAGCCUGGAUGCCACUUCCUAGAGCUCUACAAACAUAUCGCCAAGCACGGCUUGAACGCCAUCACCCAGACCAUCAAAUGUGCCCACGAGCGGUCGGUGCACCUCUUCACCGACUCCUUGCUGCACGCUGAUAUGCAGAGCACGGCCUACCCGUGCAAGGACAUGGACAGCUUCAGCCAGGGCCUGUGCCUGAGCUGCAAGAAGGGCCGCUGCAACACGCCGGGCUACUAUGCCCGCCAGGAGCAGCAAAGCAAGAAGAGCAAGAGCCUCUUCCUGGUGACUCGAGCCCAAUCCCCGUUCAAAGUUUAUCAUUACCAGUUGAAGAUUCAGUUCAUCAACCAAAUUGAGAAACCAAUAGAACCAACUUUUGCCAUGUCACUCCUCGGAACGAAAGAGGAAAUGCAGAAAAUCCCCAUCACUCUGAACAAAGGAAUUACUAGUAAUAAAACCUAUUCCUUUCUUAUCACACUGGAUUUGGAUAUUGGUGAGCUGAUCAUGAUCAAGUUCAAGUGGGAAAACAGUAUGGUGUGGUCCAAUGUCUGGAACACGGUCCAAAACAUCAUCCCAUGGGGAAGAGAGUCCCUUCCCUCGGGCCUUGUUCUGAAGAGCAUCAGAGUCAAAGCGGGAGAAACACAGCAAAGAAUGACAUUUUGCUCAGAAAACAUGAAUGAUCUACAACUUCACCCAACCCAGGAGAAAACCUUUGUGAGAUGUGAAUCAAACUCUAAAAAACUGAAGCGAAAGAUCAGAUGAGCUUUAAUGAAGACCCAGUGUGAAGAAUAAAUGAUUUUAUUCCUUAUCUGGAAUGGUUGCCUUGUUUGAAAACCAAAGUUAUAUAAAGAAACUUGUAUAAAGCUUUAAUAGAGUUAAGAUUUAAAGGGGAGCACAUUUCACUGUUAUAAACUCAGCUUUUUAAAACUAUGUUAUGUAACUAUAUUCAAAUAUUAGUGUAACCAAUUCCCAAUUUUAUGUCUGAC
Messenger RNA from Balaenoptera ricei (Rice's whale), 2108 nucleotides. It is a transcript of the gene LIPC, whose product is annotated as lipase C, hepatic type. NCBI's taxonomy places the organism in Eukaryota, Metazoa, Chordata, Mammalia, Artiodactyla, Balaenopteridae. The record is from RefSeq and is a predicted model, not a curated record. Bases 382 to 1884 code for a protein of 500 amino acids. Gene Ontology annotation, biological process: lipid metabolic process. The transcript has 11 exons. Gene Ontology annotation, molecular function: apolipoprotein binding; triacylglycerol lipase activity.